AUGGAAGAUGAUUUCAUUAAAUCGAUUCAAGACAAAAAAAUAAAGGAUUCAGUGUCAUUCUCAUCAGGAGACGACAAAAACGAUGAAAUGCAAAUACAGAUAGAAUUCGAUGAAAAAUCUAUUAAACAUGCAGAAUUCGUGCAAAAUAAUCCACGACUAGAAAAUAUCCUUUACUCAAUACCGGUUUAUCGGCAAAAAAUAUAUGGUAAACAAAUUGAUGAGGAAAUAGGGAAGAACUCGCGAAAGUUGAUUAUUCAAAAUAUUCACGGAUUUGCUGGACCUGGGGAAAUCUUAGCGAUCAUGGGCCCAUCGGGAUGCGGAAAAACUACUCUUUUGAACGCGAUCGGAAAUCGCUUAGGCACUAAAGCCAUAGAAGGAACAAUUAAAAUGAAUGGACAUAAGCCAACUAAAGACUCGAAGCGUUUUAUAGCCUAUUGUGCUCAAGAUGACACCUUUUUUCCAUACUUAACCGUUAGGGAGACUCUCUCUUAUACGUCUCGACUGCGCCUUCCACGAGAAAUGUCCACUAGCGCAAAGUUAGAGCAAGUAGAAAACAUAAUUCAAAUGUUAAACCUUUCAAAAUGUUCAAAUACAAGAAUUGGUGACAUGAGAAUUCGUGGAAUAUCAGGUGGUGAGAAGAAACGGGUUAGUAUUGCAAACGAACUUUUAACCGAACCUAGCGUUAUUUUGUUGGACGAGCCUACUUCUGGUUUAGAUUCAUCGUUAGCAUUAGACCUUGUACAGACUCUAAAAGAGUUAGCAAAAAAGCAGAGAAAAACGAUAAUAAUGGUUGUUCAUCAGCCCUCAUCACAGGUUUUUGAACUAUUUGAUAGGCUUUUACUAAUGGCAGAUGGACAAGUAGCUUAUUUUGGUGAUAGUGCGGAUAUUGUCGAUUAUCUUGCCAACGAAGGAUUUGUUUGUCACCCUAAUUUCAAUCCAGCUGACUAUAUGUUGGAACUUUUAAAUAACCCAACGGCAAAACAGAAAUUAAUAACCACACAUGCAAAUAGCAUACAAUCAGAUUCAUCUGGUAAAUUAGUAGUCGAAAAAUGUUUCAAAAGACCCACAAGUUCUGAUGACUCGAGAAUAACAGGAUCUUCGAAACAUAAAUGGGAGGCAACAUUUCUUCAACAAUUAAUGAUCCUUACAGAAAGAAGUUUUAAACAACGUAGUAAAGUUGUAUUAUCAAAACUGAAUUUUACGCAAAUAUUUAGUUUAGCGAUAAUUAAUUGCCUUAUUUGGUUCCGGAUGCCUUAUACUGAAGCUAGUUUACCGGAUCGAUAUGGGAUGAUCUUCUUCACAACAACAUUUUGGAUCUUUUUUGCAUCAAUGAUCACAAUAACAGCAUUCCCGCUAGAUUUUGAUAUUCUUAGUAAAGAACGUCAGUCACGUUCAUAUCGACUUCUCUCAUAUUUCCUCUCGAAACAAAUUGCAGAAUUGCCCCUUUUAGUCGUUUUUCCAAUACUUUAUAUGUGUAUUGUUUACUGGACUGUCGGAUUAAUACCUAGUGCUAGUAGUUUCUUUGCAUACAUGGCGACCGCAAUAUUAACAGUUUUUACAGCACAAAGCUUUGGAUACCUUUCUGGAGCUGCUUUUAUGGAUGUUCAAAGUGCAACAUUGGCAUGCACACUUUUCAUGUUAGCAUCUAUGUUACUAGGUGGAUUUUAUAUACGUAAUUUACCAUUUGGGUUAUUAUGGUUGAAAUAUGCUUCAUUCAUUUUCUAUUCGUAUUCCAUCAUGAUGCAAAUACAAUUCGAUUCACCAUAUGCAAGCUUUAAAUGUUCGAACUUGGGUCAGACUAGUGAUUAUUCACAAUGUUUACAUUCUUCAGAUGGUUAUAUACAGGGAGUUGCUGUAUUGGAACAUUUACAACUGAAUAUAAUACCUUGGUAUG
Dentiscutata heterogama is the source of this 1894-nucleotide messenger RNA. The record is from the annotation of a GenBank genome assembly. Lineage: Eukaryota; Fungi; Glomeromycota; Glomeromycetes; Diversisporales; Gigasporaceae.